GUUAAAUCAAUUUAUAAGAACAGAUUAAGCUUUUUCUGGGUUUUGACCGGGCCAACCGGUGUCGGUUCACGGGUUAAUGAAUUUUUUUUGGGUUUUAUCAUAUUUUUAAUUAAUAAAUUUUCAUAAAUCUGAAUUUUGUGAAAAUAUAUCAGUUGGUAGAACAUCUAAUAAAUGCUACAUAAAGAACAUAAGCAUAUCCGAAUUAUAUACGGCCACCGGAUUUACUGGUUCGACCGCGGGUCCAGAUCGGAUAUGAAAACAUUGCUUAUAUUUUGAAUAAAUAUUAUUCUGAUAUUUUUUUUGGUAAUUCUGUUUAUAAAUAGUAUUUUUAAAAUAUAUGGUUAUUUAGAAAUUAAAUAUAAUAUAUUUGUAGGUAAAUAAUUUGUAUUUUAAAACUUCAGAUACUCAUUCGGUUCUCAGUUCAAUUUCAAUUUUUUGUUCCAUAGAUAUAUGAUCUGCUCGGUUAUUUAUGAAAUUCAGUACAAUUUUUCUUUCAUUUUUUUCAGUUUGGUAUGGUUUGGUUCCUCGACUCCGAAUAAGUAUUCCCAGACUUAUAUACUAUCUUAUACUCCCUCCGUUUCAUUAUAAUUGUCUAGGUUUAUGCACAGAGAUUAAUAAAACAUAUGAUUUUGAAUAUUUUCAAAAUAAAAAAAUAAUUACCUAUACAUCUAAACAUAUUUCAACCAAUAAAAAAAUAAACAUAAAUAUUUUGUUAAUAAAUUUUGCAUUAAAAUUCUAAUUCGAUACUUAUUUUGAAACGAAAAUUUUACUCUAAAACGACAAUUAAAUUGAAAAAGAGGAAAUAUAGCAUUCAUUUUAAAAAAAAUUAUUUAAGUCCAAAAAUAAAUCUGUGCUUUCCAAGCGGGAGUCUAAAUCUAGUUUAAUUAUUUAUAAGGGUAACUAACCGGUCUAAUUUUUGCGAUCAUUUAAUUACAAAAAAAUCAUUUCGCAAAUAAUAGUAUAGAUAGAUAGAUUUCUAGUGGAAACAAUAUAAUUUAAAUGUUAUUAAGUGGAAAUAAAUAACCAAAUUAUGAAUAUUUAGAAUUAGUGACCAUGAUUUUGAUCAAGACCUUGACUAAAUGUUUGACCAAUGCAAAUGGAUUAGAUCUUCAUAAUUUUUUUAAUGAUGAUGGACCUUUGAUUAGCUUUUUUUAGACCAGAUCGUGGACGGAAUUUUGAGAAGGGUAUAAAUCCCACCUCCAACACACGGGUUUGCUAAAUUGUAUCUCUCUUCCCUUUCAUUAUUUCUUUUGCUUCUGAACUCUUGUCUCUUUUUUUCAGCGUAAUUAAAUACGCAGAGAAUGUUCUUUAGCUGUGGAAACCCAUUCAAGGCUCUGCUUCCAAAGAAGAACAAUGCAUGCAUGUCCUCACAUCUUGUCUCUCUAUUGAACAACUUCGAGACAAGUUUGAGGGUAUCGAUUGCAGAACUUGUACCAAAGGAUGAUGAUAAGAAUGGUUAUAUCACUGUUUCUUGGAUGAUUCAAGCAAUGCACUCUCUUUGUGAGACACACCAGGCUAUCUCGACACUCAUGACCACCGAUGUAGACCUUCCUGUAUCCGACAUGGAAGAAAGUAUGUACGCUGACAUCAGUUCGAAGCUGCUUGAAUUUUGCAACGCCUUCACCUCGGAGAUGGCCCGGCUUAACCACGGAAACAUGUUACUCAAGUCUGCUUUUAGUGAUCCUGAUGAGGUUUCUUUAUGGCAUAUCGACUGUUGGAGGCAGCACAUGGCUUCCAAGAACCCUAGAAUCGAAAACUGCGGUGAGGUUUUGAGUAGUCUUGUUGAAUCCAUGAAUGAUGAUCAUGAUCUUCGUGGUCUCAAGAAGAAGGUGAAUAAGAAGAAGAAGAAACAAUACGAAGAAGAAAAAGUUCUCAUGCGAGCUCUAUAUGGUGUUAAGGCCAAGACUUUAUACAUAUUCAGCGUGUUUGCUGCAGCGUUUUCUGGUUCUUCCGAGAAUAUUUUGUAUAUAAACAUUCGAAAGGAGAUGAAGGAGGACGAGGAGGAGGUUCCAUGGGAAAAAGCAUUCAUGGAACUGCAGAACGUGAUCAUGAACACGUUCUUAUCGAACAGAUUCAUGGUUAUAAAAGAUGUUAAGGCUGUUGAAUCUGGUGUGGAGAUGGUUUACGCGGCGGUUCAAGAAGGCUCAGUUCCUAAUUCGUUGAUGGUGGAGCCACUGAAGCAAUCAGUGAUGGUACUUUCAGAAAGGUUUGAUCAUGUCUCCAAGGAAACGAGUUGCUUGUUCGAUACCGUGAACUCCGCUCGAGACGCAUUGUUCGAGAGGCUCAGAACCAAAUACGAAUAUGAGCUAGCUGAGAGUAACGUUGCUGAAUGCAGAUGAUCAUGUUAAGACUUGUUUGUGAGUAGUGUAGGGUGUGUUUAUUGUCUCAUGUUCAGUGUGUAAUGAUAACAAUAAAAAUGAAACAAAAUGCAUGCAUGCAGCAUGUCUCAAUUUUUUUUUUUUGGUAAAAUGUCUCAAGUUAUUCCCAGCAUAAACUAUUGAUCAGAUCAA
This is a messenger RNA of Brassica napus (rape), 2510 nucleotides long. Its product is annotated as protein BPS1, chloroplastic-like. NCBI's taxonomy places the organism in Eukaryota, Viridiplantae, Streptophyta, Magnoliopsida, Brassicales, Brassicaceae. The record is from RefSeq and is a predicted model, not a curated record. The transcript has a single exon. Bases 1302 to 2339 code for a protein of 345 amino acids.